Messenger RNA from Pungitius pungitius (ninespine stickleback), 5369 nucleotides. It is a transcript of the gene sec31a, whose product is annotated as SEC31 homolog A, COPII coat complex component. Lineage: Eukaryota; Metazoa; Chordata; Actinopteri; Perciformes; Gasterosteidae. The coding region runs from base 234 to 4211 and encodes 1325 amino acids. Gene Ontology annotation, molecular function: structural molecule activity; protein binding. The record is from RefSeq and is a predicted model, not a curated record. Gene Ontology annotation, cellular component: endoplasmic reticulum exit site; COPII vesicle coat. Gene Ontology annotation, biological process: intracellular protein transport; COPII-coated vesicle cargo loading; endoplasmic reticulum to Golgi vesicle-mediated transport. The transcript is spliced from 27 exons.
UGUUCUUCUUCUUCGUGGCAGGAGGAGAUGGUUCCUAGUGCCACGUUGAUGGAGACCAGUGGGGACGUGGAGAUCUGUCUGGAGCCUUUAGCCGGUACCCGGUAGCCUCCUUCUUCUCGUGUUUCUCUACGGACGACGAUCACGACGCAGAACCGAAAAGGGAAGCUGCUCGGGCGGAGGAGUGUUCGCCACUUGGUGCAUGUUGAUGUGAGACGGAGCGAAAGAAGGGCAGGAUGAAACUUAAAGAGAUCAACCGCACAGCCAUCCAGAGCUGGAGCCCUGCGCAGCAACACCCCAUCUACCUUGCGACAGGAACAUCAGCCCAGCAGCUGGAUGCCUCCUUCAGCACCAACGCCUCCUUGGAGUUUUUCGAGCUGGACCUGACGGAGCCGUCCCUGGACAUGAAGUCAUGUGGCAGCCUCUCCUCCUCUCACAGGUACCACAAGCUGGUGUGGGGCCCCUAUGGGAUGGACACGGAAGGCCACCCGUCCGGGGUGCUGAUCGCCGGGGGGGAGAACGGCAACGUGAUCCUGUACGACCCCGCCAAGAUCAUGGCGGGGGAGAGCGACGUGAUCAUCGCCGAGAGCGAGAAGCACACGGGGCCGGUGAGGGCGCUCGACGUCAACCCGUUCCAGAACAACCUGUUUGCAUCCGGUGGGAACGAGUCUGAAAUCUACAUCUGGGACAUGAACAACUUCGGCUCUCCGAUGACUCCGGGGCCGAAGACUCAGCCUCUGGAGGACAUCGGCUGCGUCUCGUGGAACCGGCAGGUGCAGCACAUCCUGGCGUCGGCCAGCCCGAGCGGCCGCGCCGCCGUGUGGGACCUCCGCAAGAACGACCUCAUCAUCAAAGUCAGCGACCACAGCAACCGGAUGCAUUGCUCCGGUCUGGCCUGGAACCCGGAAGUCGCCACUCAGCUGGUCUUGUCGUCGGAGGACGACCGCAUGCCGGUCAUCCAGAUGUGGGACUUGCGUUUCGCCACCUCUCCUUUCAAGAUUUUGGAGAACCACACUCGCGGCGUCCUCGCCAUCGACUGGAGCCUGGCGGAUCCCGAGCUGCUGCUGAGCUGCGGGAAGGACAACCGGAUUCUGUGCUGGAACCCCAACACGGCAGAGGUGCUGUACGAGUUGCCCACCAGCAGCCAGUGGUGCUUUGACAUCCAGUGGUGCCCCAGGAACCCCGCGGUGCUGUCGGCCGCCAGCUUCGACGGACACAUUGACAUCUAUUCCAUCAUGGGAGGAACCAACCAGGCGCAGAGCCAGAGGCACGCCGACCAGAUCAGCAACUCGUUCGGCAACAUGGAUCCCUUCGGCACCGGGCAGACUCUGCCCCCGCUGCAGCUGCCCCAGACGACCCCCCCGCCGCUGACCGUCAACCCGCUGAAGAAGCCCCCCAAGUGGAUCCGCCGACCCGUCGGAGCCUCGUUCGCCUUUGGCGGGAAGCUGGUGUCUUUGGAGAACACCAAGCCGAACCCGCAGCAGCCCCCGUCGCACGUGGUGCACGUCAGCCAGGUCGUCACGGAGACGGCCUUCCUGGCGCGCUCGGCGCGGCUGCAGGACACGCUGAGCGCCGGCAGCUUCGUGGCCUUCUGCCAGGAGAAGAUGGACGUGGCCGAGAACGAGUUCCAGAAGACUCUCUGGUCCUUCCUCAAGGCCAAUUUUGAAAGCGAUGUUCGCAGCAAAUAUCUGGAACUUUUGGGGUACAACAAAGAGGAUCUCGCUUUAAAGAUUUCAGCAGCUCUGGAGGAAAAACCCGCUGACCCUCCCCAGGUGAGAGAGUUUAAUCUCACGGCGGAGGUUCCCGCUGCCAUCUGCCUGCAGGGGUCACCUGACCUCAGCAUCGCGCCGCCCGCCGACUCCCCCGAGGCCGCCUUCGACGUGAUCGCCGCUGCGAACCUUCAGCCGGCGGCCGCGGUGGGGGGGGACGCCGCCCCCGGGCCGGAGGCUGAAGGCCCAGCAGCGAGCGGACCGGAGGAGAAGGUGGACCAGGUUCUACCAGAGGAGGAGGAGGAGGAGGAGGAGGAGAUCCCCUUGGAGGAAGAGGAGGCUCCGGCGGCGCCAGUGGAGGAGGAGCACAGCCCUCCCGAUGACGCCGUGGACCCGGCUCCGGCUCCGGCGCCGACUCCGGCGCAGACGGAAGGCGUCAGUCUCAGCGUCGGUCAAGAUGUGGACGGGCUCAUCACGCAGGCCCUGCUGACCGGAGACUUCGAGGGAGCAGUGGAGCUCUGUCUCCAUGACAACCGCAUGGCAGACAGCAUCAUCCUGGCCAUCGCCGGCGGGUCCGAGCUGCUGGAGAAAACCCAGAAGAAGUAUUUUACAAAGACGCACAGCAAGAUCACCAAGCUGAUCAGUGCGGUGGUGAUGAAAGACUGGCACGACAUCCUCAAGACGUGUGACCUGCAGAACUGGAAGGAGGCUCUGGCGGCUGUCAUGACCUACGCUCGGCCCGAGGAGUUCUCCGCCCUCUGCGACGUCCUCGGGGGCCGGCUGGAGGCCGCGCAGGACGCCCACCUGCGGGCCCAGGCCUGUCUGAGUUACAUCUGUGCCGGAAACGUGGAGAAACUUGUGUCCUGCUGGACCACAGCCCAGGACGCACACUGUCCGCUCUCCCUCCAGGACCUGGUGGAGAAGGUGGUGGUGCUGCGGCGUGCGGUGGAGCAGACGCAGCGCUCCGGUCCCGCUGCUCUCGGCGUCCUGCUGGCUGAGAAGAUGAGUCAGUACGCCGACCUGCUGGCCUCGCAGGGCAGCCUGUCCACCGCCAUCACCUACCUGCCCGACAACGCCGCCCAGGCUACCGUACAGCAGCUUCGCGACCGCCUCGGCCGGGCCCUCGGGCAGCAAGCGGCGCCGGCUCCGGUUCCGGCACAAACCCAGCGAGCUCAGACUCAGCCCCGGCAUCAGUUCUCCCCCGUCCAGCCCGCCGCGGUGGCUCCGCCCGCUGCCUCCGCCCCGGCACAGCCGCAGUAUUACCAGCCGGUGAGGGCUGCGUCCACUGUCACCUCCUGGAGUAACCAGACUCCCACAGCCCUCCCCAAUGUCCCUCCUCCUCCUCUUCAAGGAGGCAGAGCCUCAGAGCAGCAGGCGGAGCCUCCAAACUCUGCGUACGGGAUGAUGGCGCCGUCCUCCACAGCCGCCGCACCUCCCGCCUCCUCCGCCCCUGCCUACAUGUACUCCCACCAGUACCAGCCGUACCCCCAGGUCAGUCAGUACCCACCUGGAGCUGGGGGGGGUCCUGCCUAUCAGCCUCUUCAGUCCUCCUCCUCCUCUGCUCCUCCUCCUGCAGAGCCGCCCGGCUUUCUCUCUCAGUACACGCAGCCAACAUCUCCGGUCUAUCCCGGACAUCCUCCCCUCAGCCAGUGCCCGUCCUCCUCCCCUCCCUCCCAUCCUCCCUUCCUCCCCUCUUCCUCCUCCUCCUUCUCCUUUUCCGCUCCUCCGUCCUCCGGAGCGUCUUUCCAGCAUGGCGGGCCGGGGUCUCCUGUGUCCUACAUGCCUCCUCCUCCACCGGUGGGAUUCUCAGGGCCUCAGAAUGGCUGGAAUGACCCUCCGGCCCUGAACAGAGCCUCAAAGAAGAAGUCGGCAGCGGUGAGCUACACCCCUCCGACCCCCAUCACCGCUCCCAUCAUGGCUCCGCUGGGCGCCGCCCCCCAGGCCCAGCAGGGUCCCUCUGGGGCUCCUCAGGCGAUGGGCCAGGGGCCACACGGAGCCCAGGUCCCCUACUCCGGCAUGCACCAACAGCACCACCACCAGCAGCAGCAGCUCUCUCCUCCACCCAUGAACCCUGCAAUGCCCAACACCAGCAUGGAGGGGGCACCAGGAGCUCCCACUGGAGACGUCAUACAGCCUCUGCAGUCCAUCCCCGCGGAGAAGAUCAUGAAGAAGCCCAUCCCCGAGGAGCACCUGGUGCUGAAGAGCACGUUCGAGGGGCUCAUCCAGAAGUGCUUGGCCGUGGCCACAGACCCCCAAACUAAGAGGAAGCUCGACGACGCCAACAAACGUCUGGAGGCGCUGUACGACAAACUCCGAGAGCAGACGCUCUCCCCCGCCAUCGUGGGAGGCCUCCACAGCAUCGCCCGCAGCGUGGAGUCCCGCUCCUACGCCGAGGGCCUCGGCAUCCACACGCACAUUGUCAGCAGCAGCAACUUCAGCGAGACGUCGGCCUUCAUGCCCGUCCUCAAGGUGGUGCUGACGCAGGCCAACAAGCUCGGGGUGUGAGCGUAUCCCCGGGAGCCACUUCCUGUUUUUUUUUUAUUCUAUUUUUCUCUUCAUUUUGGACAAAGUAUUCUGAGAUGUAUGAAAAGCCUCUCGAAUUCUUUUCUCGUGCCAUUUUCCUCCUGUCGGUCAAUGGUGGAAGUGACUUCUGAGAACAUAAUUGAAUUAUUGAAUUGGAGUACCGCCUUGGUCACACUGAUCGAAUAUGCAAUGCAUGUUUUGAAGCGUAAUCAAAUUUAAGUGAUCAAAGAUUCAACUCAUCAAAUUUAAAAUCUGCAAAAUGCAAGGAAGGCAAUGCUUAAGUGUAUUUUAUACGCAGAGAAAAAUGGAAUUUAGAGAACAACUUAAGUCAUAAAAGUAACAGGAGAUUCAGGAAUUAAAGGGCAUUUCUAUUUACUCGUGUUGAGACGAUCAAAAUAUAUAAAAGAAUAACGCUCAUCUUAAAUCAUUUGGCAUUAAGCAGCAGGGCGUCGUGCAAACAGUCCCUUAGGAAAUGUUUUAUAGUCUUUUAAUGUUUGUGUGCUACAUUGAUGCUCCGCUACCUUUUUAUCAUCCAUGAUUACAGGGACUUCCCUUUUUAAAAGUACAAAAACAUGCUUUAUUGUCACAUUACACAACAGAUCUGCAAAUGAUGCAGUUUAGAGAAGAUGGAGCCCCCCCCCCCAGGCAAUUACAGCAGAAAGGAGGCUUUUAAAAAAAAAAAAGAAGAAAGCACCAUGUGUGUCUUUUGUUGGUACUUUGUUGCCUCUCUGCCGUUCCCGGCUUACUUUCACCACCGGCGUCACUCCGUACGCCUCAAAGGACCAAGGUGUGAUCAGCGUGAGGGACGAUGACGCUUCAUGUCUUAUUUCAAUUUUGUAUCUUUGAUUUUUUUUUUUUUUUUUUGUGUAAUCAUAAGGCUCAGCAAAGUGCAAUGGAUUUAAAGAAAAGACUGCUUUUUAUGGAUUAUAAAGUAUGCAUGUUUAAACAGACGUCUUUGACGCAUUGGAGGUAAUUAACGGCUAAUUAAUCUGACCUCAGAAGCAAACAGGAAGUAGACUUGUACUUGAUUUCCAUUCCAACUAUGAUGAGGGCUGUAGUUUGUUGUUAAUAAAAGGAAAACAAGUCUUUGUUUAAGAUUGACUACAUGCAAUAUUUUCAAUAAAUAGUAUUUAUUUACAA